AGAGGAGAGGAGAGGAGAGAGCCACCAAACUAGGGGUGUGUCAAAUGGCUCUCAGUGUGCUGUGUGAUAAAGCUAGUGGAUAUUUCUAUUUUUAACGCGCUGUGCUGUGCCGUGCGCUCUGCCCUGUCAACUCUGGGGCUGUGUUUGGAGCCGAGUGCUGCUCAUUCAAGCCAGUUGUCCCAGCCAGAGGACUGUUUGGUGGAUACUAACGCGGGAGCCUCUCACUCACUCCCUCCUUCUCUCUCUCUCUCUCUCGUUCUCCCGUUCUCUCUCCUCUGAACAAGUUGGAUUUUACUACCUGUUGGCCCAUAGUGGAUUGACUGUUGGGCUGCUGGACUAAACAUUGGAAGGACCAUGCAGUGAAGAAUAGCCAUUGUUGGACCCUGGAGCUGGGGACAAGGGGGGCUGGGAAUAGGGGAAUAUUGUUGUGUUGUGUUGUGUUGUGUUCUGUUGAGUUGUUUUGGAGUCCAGAGGAGAGAUUGCGUCUGCCACUGCUGCCACUUCUACUACUACAACUACUACUGGGGUUUGUUUUGCACUUAUUCACGCCACUGCUGGACCUCUGGACUUGAUCAAGAAUGUCCGAGGAAGGUGACAUUGGAGGGCAGCCUUCCACCACAACUAUCAGCACAGUGGCAGUGCAGGCCGGGGACUCUCGAAUCAUCAUUACAGUGCUGAAGUGUGGCAGGCUGGUGGAGCUGCAUCUGACGGAGGCGGAGCCAAACCUGCUGGAGAUCGGAGCCAAUCAGGAGGAGACCAAGAAGCUCCUCACAGAGCAUGAGCAGCUCCUCACCAAACUCAAGAAACAUGAAGAAGGCGUGUGGGCCCUUCUGGACAAGGCGGACCAGGUGGCAGAGGAGCGGGAGCGUGAGGGGGAGGGGGAGGAGGUGGUUUUCGAGGCCAUGGCCGACACCCUGAGCCAGGCCUGGAGGACCCUCAUCUCCCACCUGGAGCGCCGCGGGACACUCCUCCAGCUCGCAACACACUUCUUUGACGCAGCCCUGGAGUUUGCCAUCAAAAUCGAUGAGGCCGAGGAGUUCCAGCGCGUGGGGCAGGAGGUGGCGGAUGCAGAGUCCCUCACCCAGCUCCUCCAGAGACACAGCCACAUCAAACGCGGACUGCUGGAGAGGUCGAUGCUGGUGCUGCUGAGGAGCCGUGAGCUCAUCGAGUACCUGAAGGAGUUCCAGGCAGACGAGGCCCUGAGGGACGCCGAGGCCCAGUACGGGGCCCGCAACACACGCAUCAAGGUGGAGCGUCUGAUGGAGCUGCUGCAGGACCGGCGUCGGCAGGUGGACACGCACAUGAGGAGGCAGCAGAGCAGGCUGGAGGCCAUCCAGAACAUCUGCCACUGGACACAGCAGGAGGAGGAAGUGACGCACUGGUUCAAGACAAGUGCAGAUUUGCAUCUGGCAAAUGAUCGGCUAGGCUCGUCGCUGACUGAGUGUGAGGAGCUGCUUCAGGAGCAUAAGGAGUUUGAGCAGAGGGCCAAGGACUGGGGCCUGCUGGUGGAGAGGCUAUGUGUGCGAGCGUCCGACAUGCAGGCCUCCCUAGCGGAGAAGGCAGAGGAGGAGGAGGACUACGAUGAUGAUGAUGAUGAUGAUGAAGAGGGGAGGAGAGAGAAUGAGGAAGAUGGGCGUCGGGAGGUGGAGCGGGUGGUGGAGAAGUGCCGUGCGCUCCGGGGGCUGCAGGAGCAUUUCUGGAGCCUCAUGAUGGAAAGACAGGCGAACCUACAGGAGGGACACGCUUUCUUCACUAGCGCUAACGAGGCUUUUGAGGUUCUGGGAUCCAUUGAGAUCAGCAUUAAGGCCUUAAAGAACCAGUCGCUGACAUUCGCAGAGAAGGCCAAGAGGCAUGAGGAGUUGAAUCGCAGCAUCAAAGAGGAGACGGCAGAUCCCCUGACGAGAGGACAGCUGCUCCUGCAGAAGGCCUCACCAAACAGUCCGCAAGUCUCCGAGGUGCAAAGGAUGAUGGGAUACAUCAAAGAGAGGAUGGAGGCUCUUGGCCAGGAGUGUAGCUCCCACAGAGAACUGGCCACCAAGAGGCAGCAGUUGGUGACUUCGUUGGAGGACCAUAUGGAAAAGAUCUCAGCAUGGAUUAAGAAUACCAACACAAUCCUCUCCAGCAACAGACAUCCCGGGAAUAUGCUCUCUGAGGCCAAAGACGUUCUCCAAAAGCACGAAGAGCUGUGCUCUCAGACAGCGGAUGUUAUGAGUGAAUCAGAGUCCAUUGCUGACCUAACCAAAGAACUGAGAGUCCUUGAGUGCAGUGAGGGGGUGGAGUUCUCGAACAAAGCAUCACUCUUGACGGAGGACCUGAGGACGGUCGUUAGAAACCUCUCGGCCCAUGUGGAGACCCUUCGACCUUACGUGCGGUUCCUGCUCUCUGCUCAGGAGGUUGAGGAGCAGAUAAGGAACUUGCAGGAGAUGUUCAAGAACAAGCCAGUGGAGGAGGAGGAGAACGAGGAGGCCAGCACUGCUCUGAAGGAGGUGGCAGACGCUAAAUGGCAGUCGCUGCUGGAGAGGUUUCUUGCCACGCAGGACUCUGGGAACAAUUUCAUCAACUCCUCUAACAUGGUGAGUGAAAAGUUGGAGCUGAAUGUGAAGGCUGCUGUGUGUGUGGUGGAGAGGACGCUGGAGGGCCUGAGUAAGAAGAAGGCUGACCUGUCCGAGGUGUGGAGCUCGUGGCAGCUUCACGUCAACCAGAUGAAGUCGGCCAAGAAGAACUGGAAGAAAUUUAAAGACCAGCUCAAGAAGGUGGGUCACGACCUGCGCGCCGUGGAAGAGGCCCUGGCUCCCGCCUCGCAGGUCGAUCUGGGGAGCGAUCUGGCGUACGUGGCCAAGCUGCUAGAAAACUUCAACUCAGCGAAACCCCAGUUCCUGCAACUGAAUGCGGAGGUAGAAUACUUGAUGAAGACGUCGGACCUGCUGGCUCUGAAAGGCGGCGGCGGCGUCCCCGUGAAGGAUAAGGAGAAGAGCGAAAGAGUCGGCGAGCUGCUGCAGCUGCACCAGAGAGUGAAAGACAAGAUGACGGAGUAUGACAGCGUCCUCAGCAUGGCUGUCAAGUUCAAUCAGCUCCACGAGGAGCUGGAUAGCCUACUGUUGGCGGAGUCCGCUCCCAGCGCGUUCAGCGAGGCGAGCCAGGCCAAGAUCCAGCUGACGCAGCACCAGGAGAGGCAGAGCCACGUCAGGCACUUGUACAAGCUCGCCAUCUCGCUGGGGGCUGAUAUCACCGCCACGGUGCAGCACUCGCAUGCCUUGCGCUUCUCAGUGGCGCGCCUGCAGGAGAAGCUGGAGCGCCUGGAGCAGAGCAGCGUGACCUGGAUGGCCGACGCCCACAGGUGCGAGGAGAGCCUCACCGGCAACCUCCACUACUGCCUCUUCAAGGAGGAGAUCAGUGAGCUGAGAGAAUCUUUCAAAGAUCUCAAGAAGAAGUUCAACAACAUGAAGUUUAAUUACAUGAAGAGGAAUGACAAAUCCAGAAAUAUGAAGGCAGUCAAAAACCAGAUACAACAAAUUGAAAUAUAUAUCGAGAAACUCCAGGUGCUGAAGGUGAAGAUGCAGACGUUCACCACCAAAGUGUCGAGCAGCACGGAGAAGCACCUGAUUGGCAGUAGCCCACGGGAGAUGGAGGAUGCCGUCAAUGAGCUGCAGAGACAGCUGGGCGACUUUGACAGGACGGUGGAGGAGUACAAGCAGAGCCUGGACAUGACUGUCAAGCUGCAACAGGCCGUGGAGGAGUACCAGUUCUGGUGUGACGAGGCGAGCGCCACCAUCAUCCGGGUGGGCAAGUAUUCCUCGCAGUGCAAAACCAAGGAGGCCGUGAGCGUGCUCUACAAACAGUUUGAGAAGUACGUCUGGCCCACCAUCCCUCAGCAGGAGGAGAGAAUAAGCCAGAUCACAGAGCUGGCUGUCCGCUUACACGGACCUGACGAGGGAAAGAAGUAUGUGGAUAAGACCAUCUCCAAGCACAAUGAAAUUGUCGAGUCAAUAAAAGAGCUGUGCAAUGGGCUGAUAGACCUGGAGGCGAAACUGGAGGCACAGGCGUCAAAGGAAUCGCCCGACAUAAUAGAGCGUGACAUUCCUAUUCAAGUGGAACAACCAAAGGAAACGGCAGAAAAUAACAAGACACAACCGCAAGACUAUAUUGACGUGGAACAGUCGGAACCGAAGGAAACGGGACAUACGCCUGAGAUCACCACACCGGGACACGAUAAGGACAAAGAUAAAGAUCAAGAUAAAGAGAUUCCGUCAGUUAAGAAGGUCGAGGUGAAGCGGUCUUCUCUUCGCAAGAGCCGGAGUCAAGACCUGCCCGACAAAACCCAGGCCCAAGCAGUGCCAGGCAAAGGGGUGUCAGAGACCAGAACCUACACCCAGGAAGAGCACUCCUCCACCAGCCGAGUGGAGACCGUCACAGGGAGGUCCAUGGUGGAGAGAAAAGAAGAGCAUCACUCCACCAUCACCCAGAAGCAAACCUUCAACGUGUCCAGCUCGCCAGUGGACAGGGACAGGAAGGUCCACAUCCUCAGCCAAUCACGAAGCAACUCCCAGGAGACUCCACCCCCAAGUGCUGCUCCAACAGCGCCAAGCUUCUCAGACAUCCAGAGAGAGUUCCAGCUCCACAGGAAGGACAGGGCAGGACCAGCCCCCCCGAAGGCUACACAGGAGAGUGGGCACACUGAGGCACAGGUGGAAGGUCACCCCGCGGCCGUCGUGAUUCCAGUGCACCACUCGACCAGUGACGCAGCCACAUCCGCCGCAUCCGAGGCAGACCUCCACCACGACCACUUGACCGAGGAAUCGCUCUCAGUCGUUUCAGACGAGUACGACUGCGCCUCCCCCGACGACAUCUCCCUCCCGCCACUGUCCGAGACACCCGAGUCCAACCUAGUCCAGUCGGAGAACGACCUAGAGGACGGCUAUUGCUACAGCUCCCACAGCCUGCACACGGUCAACCAGUACAGCCAUCAGUCCCAGCACUCCCACUCCCAGCACUCCCAGUCCCACUGGCACAGGGAGUGGGUGACUAGCCAGACCGAGAGCCACCCAUCUCCCACCGGUGGCAGUGGCGGCGGCGGCGGCCCGGGCACCAAGUUCCGCUCCGAGUCCUCGUCGUUCGUGCAGAGCCCCCUGACCGUGCCCACGCCAAACCUGGUCUCCAGCACCAUCUCCAGCAUUCUCAAGAGCAAACCGGGCACCCCGACCCACCACCCCAGUGUCCCUCCAACUGGUGCCGAUGGUGGCACCAUCUCCCAUCGCCACCACCACCAACACCAGACCCAGUCCCUCCAUUCAGUGCAUGAGAGCCGUGUGAAGACGCAGGAGUCGUCCUUGCAUGAGUCCCGAUCCUCCGGCCGAGGGGUCGCCCCUCCUCCUCCUCCACCUCCCCCUCCUCCUCGUGCCCCCAGUAACACGCAUGCAACCCCCUUCUCCUCUGCCCCUACCUCAUUAACCCUAGAGCAGGACCCAGACAUUUGCAAGCCCACGGCCAUCCGUGAGGAGAUCAGGCUACCCUCCUAUGGCAAGGUCGUAGGUGGGAACCUGGCGCUGGCGGGCCAGGGCCCCUGCUUCUCCAGGCACAUAUCUAACGCCACGGUAAUGGAGGGCUCGCCAGUGACCCUGGAGGUGGAAGUAACUGGAUUCCCAGAGCCUACUCUAACAUGGUUCAAGAAUGGGCAGAAACUCGCUGCCGACGAGCACGUAGAACUGUCCCAAAAAGAAGGCAAACAUGCCGUGUUCAUAAAGGCCGCCGCCGAGGGCGACGCUGGCCUCUAUGUCGUUGAGGCCACCAACUCGCUCGGCACAGCCACCUCCACCGGCGUGCUGCAGGUGACAGGUAAAGACUCGGGCCUCGAGCUCGAUACAUUCAAGCUGGACUGGCACACCUGCUUUGGCACCCUGUGCUUCCUCCUCUGGCUGCUCUAUCUGCUGGUGUUAUGACGGAGGGAGAAGGAGAAGGGAGAAGGGAGAAGGAGGGAGCACAAGAAAGCUAUCCUUCACUUCAAUGACUUGACUUACAGCACCACCCAACACCACCCCCUUUCCACACCUCUCUUGUAAUCACACCCCCCCCUUACUUCCUCACACCUCAACCUUACACAUACACAUGCGCGCGUGUUCACUCAUACACACACACACACACACACACACACACACACACACACACACACACACACACACACACACACACACACACACACACACACACACACACACACACACACAAACACAAACCUGCAGGCAAACACACACACACACAUACACACACACACACACACACACACACACAAGCACAAACCUGCAGGCAAACACACACACACACACACACACACACACACACACACACACACACACACACACACACACACACACACACACACACACACACACACACACACACACACACACACACACACACACCUCUGCCUAAACCUCUACUAGGGAGCACUUCAACACCCCCCACCACCCACCACCCUUUCCUACACUCUCCUCAACGCCACCCCUGUUCACUCAGUGGGAGUCUUGUCUUGCACUGUUCUCUGAAUAACUUUAAAUGAACUUAUGAGAUAUACAUAUAUUUCCUUGCAUUUAAAAUAAUCAAACCAUGUACUUUAGGGAGUUUCUGACAAAAUCCACUGGAAAAGGUAUUGUGUCACAGUAUUCAGGUUAUAGUUCGUCAUUCAAUGGCGUCUGAGGAAUUUGAUAACCGUUUUUAGUAUUGAGAAUUAUGAUAGUUAAAAUGGUUUAUGGUCAUUUCUAUCCUGAAUCAGAAUGGAAAUCUCUAAGCUCUAUUUUGAAAUAAAAUGUUACACAAAUGGUCAAUAUUAUUACUGAAACAGUUUUACAGUGCAAGCACUGGACUUUGAAAUAUUAAAUAUAUUAUUUAAUGGUCA
Messenger RNA from Engraulis encrasicolus (European anchovy), 6889 nucleotides. RefSeq names its product coiled-coil domain containing 141 (gene ccdc141). Bases 579 to 5936 code for a protein of 1785 amino acids. The record is from RefSeq and is a predicted model, not a curated record. The transcript is spliced from 26 exons. NCBI's taxonomy places the organism in Eukaryota, Metazoa, Chordata, Actinopteri, Clupeiformes, Engraulidae.